GCUCCCGGGCAGUUGCUUGAACAAGGCUUGGGUAACGCGGCUUCAAAAACUCCUCCGGAGCGACGUUUAGAACUGGCAUCUUCCAAAGGACGGUUGCUCCUGCGCUGGCAACUUUGGCUCCGCAGGAACGUCGUACACGCCGGAGGGCCCAGGCGGUGUCUGCAAAGCAUGGCGGCCCAGGUAGAUGGGGAGACUCCGAAAGAGAGAGGGGGCAGCCCCCAAUCUGCAGCCGUGACCGCUGGCAUAAUCGUCAUCGGAGACGAGAUCUUAAAGGGAUUCACGCAAGAUACCAAUUCUUUUUUCAUGUGCCGGAAACUCCGCUCGCUGGGGGUGAAGGUAGCCAAGAUCUCCGUCGUGCCCGACGAUGUGGAGGCGAUAGCCACCGAGGUGAAGUCUUUCACCGACAGGUUCACUUACGUCUUGACGUCGGGCGGCAUCGGCCCCACGCACGACGACGUCACCUUUGAAGCGGUGGCAAAAGCCUUCGGGGAGAAAAUCCGACCCCAUCCGGAGAUGGUAGAACUGGUCAAGAAAUUUUUCGGCCAACAAUCCAAGCCCGAAAGCCCUAAGAUGAAGCUGGCUUGCGUCCCCGAAUCGUCUCUUCUCAAUUACGGGGUGGACAAGGAGACGGGACGUACCUUCCCGUAUCCGCUGAUCAGCGUCCGGAACGUCUACAUUUUCCCCGGGAUUCCUUCAUUGAUGAAACGAGCCCUGGACGGUCUUGGACAUCUUUUCCGUAACGAGAAGACUCAGUUUUACAUCCGGGAGAUCUACGUGAACGUUGAAGAAACUCGGAUCGCGUCGGUGCUUAACGAAGCCAACGCCAGGUUCUGGCCUCGCACCAACUUGGGCUCGUACCCGGAUUGGGUCAGCAACUAUCACCGAGUGAAGCUCAUCCUGGACUCGGAUUCGGAGGUUGAUCUGGACGAGGCGCACGCUUACCUGAUGGAGAAGUUACCCCAAGGGGUGGUGGUGCCUUUGAUAGCCGAUCCCGUCUCCCGGGCCGCUACGGAUGUCUACGGAUUGGCUGAGUCCGGUUCUCCUCUUGGCCAGAAGGUGGCAGCGUCGCUCAGGACCAUCGAAAAAGGCUUGGAUAACUACAGUCUUUCCAAAAUCUGCAUUGGGUUUAACGGCGGGAAAGAUUGCACGGCCUUGUUACACCUUUGUUACGCCGCCGUGCAGAGGCGAUAUCCAGAGAAGUUGGAGCAGCUGCAGGCCCUGUACAUUCGUACGGUUCUUCCUUUCCCCGAGAUGGAAGAAUUUAUUCAAGUUACGGCUCAGAGGUAUAACCUUCACAUCCGCGUGGUCCACGGGAACAUCAAGGAGGCCUUGGGGAUCCUGAAGGGUCAGCAGCCGGACCUGGAAGCCGUGUUGAUGGGCACCCGCCGGACCGACCCCUACUCCUGCUCCUUGAAGCCCUUCUGCAUGACGGACCCCGACUGGCCUCAGUACAUGCGUGUCAGCCCUCUGCUGGACUGGACUUACCACGAUAUAUGGAGUUUCCUUCGCAGCCUUUAUAUCCCUUACUGCAUUCUGUACGACAAGGGUUACACCUCGCUGGGUAGCAUGACCAACACGCGAAAAAACCAAGCGUUGCGUUACACAAACGCACAAGGCCAGGAGUCCUACCGGCCGGCUUACGAGUUGGAAGACGAAAAAGAAGAGCGCAUAUCUCGCCAUUGAAUCCGGGAUCACGCCUGUAGCCAGCAAUGCUGGUUUAAGCAAGAGGAAGUAACCUUUUUCAAAGAAGGUGGAUCAGUGUCAGAAAAUGGAAUGCCUUCCUUGGAUUGGUCUAGCCCUCUUGGCAUCUUUCGAACUGAUUUUACGCCAGAAAUAAGACCGUGGUUCUGAUAUUCUCCGUUUUCUGUAUUGGAAUAAAAAAUAGAUGCAUUUUUUUCCAAUUCUCACCGGCCUUCCCUUGUCCUCAUUUUACUGUGAUUGAAGCAAGUCGAAAGGAUUAUUAUUAUUAUUGUUAU
This is a messenger RNA of Ahaetulla prasina, 1976 nucleotides long. It is a transcript of the gene FLAD1, whose product is annotated as flavin adenine dinucleotide synthetase 1. The transcript is spliced from 8 exons. Lineage: Eukaryota; Metazoa; Chordata; Lepidosauria; Squamata; Colubridae. Gene Ontology annotation, molecular function: FMN adenylyltransferase activity. Gene Ontology annotation, biological process: FAD biosynthetic process. The coding region runs from base 169 to 1683 and encodes 504 amino acids. The record is from RefSeq and is a predicted model, not a curated record.